Molecule: messenger RNA, 927 nt
Organism: Suncus etruscus (white-toothed pygmy shrew)
Lineage: Eukaryota; Metazoa; Chordata; Mammalia; Eulipotyphla; Soricidae
Product: vomeronasal type-1 receptor 4-like
Exons: 1
Coding region: 1-927 (308 amino acids)
Biological process (GO): G protein-coupled receptor signaling pathway
Cellular component (GO): membrane
Molecular function (GO): pheromone receptor activity
Source: RefSeq, a predicted model, not a curated record
AUGUAUUUGACAAUAGCAAGUAUCUUCUUAAUUCAAACUGUGAUAGGGAUUUUGGGCAACCUCUCACUUCUCCAACAUUACUUGGUCCUUCAUUUCACCAAGUGCCACUUAAAAGGCACCGAUAUUUUUAUUAAGUACAUACUUGUAGCUAAUAUCUUGGUACUUGGUAAAGGAGUCCUAAAUGCAAUGGCAUUAUUUGGGUGGAAGUAUUUCAUCAGUGAUCUUGCAUGCCAACUUAUUCUGUAUAUGCACCGAGUGGGGAGAGGGGUCUGCAUUGGUAGUGUCUGUCUCUUGAGUGUUUUCCGCGUGUUCACCAUCACCUCCAGAUUCUCCAGGUGGGCCCAGCUGCGAACAAAAAUCCUCAAGCAUGCAGGGGUCGCUCUUAACUUGUGGUGGAUUGUUGUCUUGCUGGUGAACAUUCCCUUCCCUCUCUUUAUUACUGCCACAUCCAGCAACAGCAGCUUUGACAAAAAAGUCCUUGGGUAUUAUUCUACUGUGAUUCACGAUGCUACCUGUGAUAUAUUAUAUGCGGUGCUGCUCACCGCCCCUGAUGUGCUCUGUUUGGGCCUCAUGAUUUGGGCCAACAGCUCAAUGGUUUACAUCUUGUACCAGCACAAACAGAGGAUUCGGCACCUACACACAAACAACAUCUCCUUCCGGUCUUCCCCCGAGACCAGAGCCACCCAAAACAUCUUUUCCCUGGUGAGCACUUUUGUCUGCUUUUACACCCUUUCCUGCUCUUUUCAAGUGGUGCUGUCAAUUAUGAAUAAUCCUACUACAUUGUUGGAAAACUUAGUUGUGGUCAUGUCUGCCAGCUUCCCCGUUGUCAGUCCCUUUUUGCUCAUGCGACAAGAAACUAGUGUGAUCAGGCUUUGCUGUAUUCUGAUGAGGAAUCUCAAAUUUGGGGGUCCAGAGGGGAACACAUAG